This is a messenger RNA of Xenopus laevis (African clawed frog), 2096 nucleotides long. RefSeq names its product protein spinster homolog 1-like. The record is from RefSeq and is a predicted model, not a curated record. The coding region runs from base 809 to 1822 and encodes 337 amino acids. NCBI's taxonomy places the organism in Eukaryota, Metazoa, Chordata, Amphibia, Anura, Pipidae. The transcript is spliced from 10 exons.
GUACAGAGCCCUGCGGGACUCCACUAACAACACUGGUCCAAUUAGAAAAUGUUCCAAUUAUUUCCAUAAUAUCUAAAUUCGUUCUCUUAUGAUUUCAGCUUCAAACAAUCUCUACAAAACAUAAAACAAAAAACAAUGAAUUAUUUCAAGAAACAACAGAUUGAUGAUAUAGAUAUUGAGAAAAACAAGACUGAUCAAGAAGAACAAGAAGAACAAGAAGAAAAGAUGGAAGAACAAGAUUCCAAUAGAUCCGUCUUUCGCCGUUCCGUGUCAAUCAUCGUAAUUCUCGGUUUGCUUGUGGUGGUUAAUACCUUCACCGAUGUGGUUUUUGAGGGUUCGUUAAACGGGAUGAAAGAAGAACAUGAACACUUUGAAGAGCAGCCUUGGAUUAUAAGGAAAAGUAAUGAAUCUUAUUUGCACUGUUUGUAUUCUUUGUAUAUCAUCUAUAAAGCUGUCAUCUCUCAUUACCUACCAUAAUAUGUCCCUUUAUUUUGUGGGUUGCCCACUGUUGAGUAAAUCAGUACUGGAUUACAAACUGCUCUCUUAUAAUAUACCUUCUAUUGUUGAAUGUUUCUAACACUUUGCCUCACAAUCGAAUCUUUUUAUCUUAACAGUAUGUCCCGUCGCUGGAAUAGUAAUUGCGUCGUUGUUCGGCUUGUUAUGGGGCAAAUACAGUAGUUCACAAAUACUUGUUGGAGCUGUUGCGACACGGAUAAUAUUCUCCAUUGCCAGUUUAUUCAUUCCAAAUAAGGGAUUUUGGAUCUUAGUCAUCUUUAAAAGUGUAACGAGCUCAAUAAGAGGCGGCUAUAUGACGAAUGCACCCCUGAUCACCGCUGACCUUUUCUACAGAGAAACUCGAAUGAAACUACAGUGCAUCAUUUGUAUUCUUUAUUCUAUGGGAUGUGUCCUGGGGAGCAUUUAUGGACAAAAUAUGAUCACAUUUUUGAAUCCCAAUUGGCGCCACAUACUGCUGCUGGAUGCCGGAAUUUCCAUCGUUGCUCUGCUACUAAUAUUGUGUAUACGGUCCAGGAGUCCAAAAAUAUGCGGCUUGGUGAUCAAUCCUAAAAAAUACCCGAAGAAAAGAAGCAUCAUGUCAAAUAUAUUGGCUUUGAUUGUAAACCGCAGCUUGAUUUGCUCCGUCACCGGUUAUGCAGCUGCUUCUUGUGUUAGCACAGGCAUAUUUAUGUGGGCCUUCUCCAUAAUGAAGAGAGUACACAAUGUGAACAAGCCGUGUAACUCAUUUAUCUGCACUUUGGAUUACAACGUGCAAUAUGAAUUGCUCAACUGUGUGUCCACCAUCGUGGGAACUACAUUGGGCACAGUGAUCAGCCACUUUUUCAAAAAGACGAAUCUAAAAGCACAUCCGAACCUGUGCCUCAUAGGACUUUUCCUCGCUGCUCCCCUUCUCUGCGGGGGUAUUAUUUCCAUCAAGAGAGAUCUCUUCACAGCCCAAAUUCUCUUCCUUUUAAGUGGGAUUUUCUUGUCUCUGAACGAGAUCUCGACAAAUGAAAUUAUUAUGACAACAGUGAUUCCAACCAGCUACAGUUGGGCAUAUUCCGUAAAGUCAGUUGGAAAAUCAGCUGCAAAUAAUGGGGUUCCAGUAAUUUUCAAUAAGAUCUUUGUAAAAGUGAUAAAAGUCAACCAACAUUCUGAACUGUUCCAGAAUAGUAUGGAGUAUGUGAUCUUGAUUUGCCCAUUCAUGGCUUUGAUCGGCGCUGGCCUGUUUACAAUGACAACUAAAUAUAUUGAGGAUGAUGAGAAGGCAGUUCAGCAAUAUUUAAACCCACCAGACCUGGCGGAAGUUCUUGAAUCUUCAGACUGAAUGGCAUAUUACUUCCAUAGCCCAGGGGAAUGCUCUACUGUUUUAAAACAAAGACUCACAAGAAAAUGCCUUUUUUACAAAUCUUUAUUUUGUAUAUAUUUUUGUUAUAUAUUUGUUAUAGAAUAUACUGUAUAUUGUAUAUAUCUUUGUAUAUAAAUGUUUGUCAUGUAUAUUUUUAUAAUAAAAAUGAAUUUAACAUAAAUAUAUUGUCCCAUGUAUUAUUAUUGCAUUAUAUAACCUUCGAUGUAAAUGACAUUGGUUCAUUUUAGACAAG